UAUUCCUGUAAUUAGAACAUUUGGAUAAUGUCUGGAAGAUCUACAAGACGACCACAGUACAUGCCUUUUACAAGCCUCCAGAGGACAUUGUGUGUCAAGCUGUAGUUCUUGCUAGUGCUCAAGAGAUCACUGUGCAAGUCUCUCUUGCUCCUGAGCUAAAGGAAAGAUGAGCUGUGUGGGGUUGAGCUGUGUGAUCCUGCUCUCCAAUGGUCAGCUCAGAGUAGCUGUGAUCAGAGCCUCCUCACAACCCCUCUAUGCGGACUCUGACCUCAGCAGCAUCAAGGUGCUGUUGGAAUGGUGUGAUGCUGAGUACCAUGAGUGGGUCACCCUCAACGAUGGCGAUACCUUUCAGGCCGUCUUCCUGGAGAAGACACUGCUCUGGGCCAGGAGAGUACUCCCCAGCGAGAUGCAGAGAGCUGUUGCAUGGCCUGCUAAGGCGUUCACAGUUCUGUGUGGCAGUCUCAACCUUCCUCCUGAUGUCAUGAUCGUGGAGUACUUCUGUGACAAGGAGAAAACACAGCUCUAUCUGCACGAGACCAAAGAACUCCUUCUCUCAGAGGCUCGCUCCACACUCGCACAACAUCCGAUGAUGCUCCACGAGCUCCACGAGUGGGAAGAGCAACAGCGGAGUCGUGAGUUGCUCAACAGUGGGCGUAUCAAUAUCAGUGGACAGAGGGUGGUUGUCUACAAUAUCCAAAACGUCGCCAAUUGGAUAUCAGGAGCCGUCUCAACUCACAACUUGCAAACAAAGGAUCUAACUCUGGUGGAGGAUCACAGUCAGUCAGUGCAGACAGUCAACCCUCUUAUGGUCCACGUGCUAGUUCAAGAAGAGCAUCAUCAGUCUGGCUGGCCUCGUCCACCCCCUCUUUCCCUCACUAACUCUCCGGACAUAUCUGUCGGGAACAGAUCUCCGGCUACCCCUCACCAAAACAGCCCUGGCAUUCAGGAAUGUCAGAGCCCCAAUCUGUUCAACCAGACCAAGUCAUUCUACCGUACCUCAUCCAUGGACUUGGCUCUCAAGAGAAACUCUCUCAAUCUCUCACAAAGACGCUCUAGUCUUCAGCAUCUCAACUCCUCCCUUCUGUCCUAUGAACCCUCCCUCCAUCGUCGAUCUUCUCUAGACCCUCUCACACUACAGAAAUACCAGGCUGGUCCUCUCGAACACAGUCCCCUAGAUGGACACAGUCAGAGUCUGGUGACUCUCAACAAGCUUCAUCUGCACUCUCCCUCUGGACGUGGUCGAAUAAGCUGCUCAUCGUUGAUCGAUGUACACACACCACACGGCCCUAACAUGCACCACCUCAGCAGACAAAGCUCCACCUCACAACUAAGUAAUCAUGGUUCGAUCACUCAGCUAAGUAACCAUGGCUCAAACACAAGUAUAAACGAUCACACUCCUUCACUACACUCUUUUCCCACUUUCCCUUCCCCCGAUGAAUUCCCAUUCAACGAACGCUCGAAAUCUCUUGGUAACUUAUUCACCAGCAUUGGUCAGCAACCAUUGCAGCAUGCCAGCUCUUAUGGAGGAGAAGAUGGUCCAGGAUAUUUCCAGUCUGGUAUGAGAGGACAGAAGAGAGGCCAGAGCUCACUGGGGAGAGGCACUGUCAAGAAGCCAAGGUUUGAGGUCCUGCCCACCAUAUCAGCUGAUCCGCACGAGGGCAUUGGAGACAGCUCACAGAGAAAUGCCCCCCUCUCAAGAAGUUACUCUCAACCGGCCAUUUUCCCUCCCAAGCGUUCGCAAAUUGCUAAACUGAAGUCUGUCAACAAGCCCGAAGAUGAUCUGGACAUUAUCAACCAGAUUAUUGAGACUGAUGAAACAACACUACCCCCUGAGUCUGCUGGUCAGAUUAAUGAUGCACACGGUCGAUCCCUUUCUCUCUCACACAUUAACAACUUCUCAUCUCUACCCAUUCUCCCGUCUAACGACGAAAGCAUUCAUCACGUUUUAAAGGCCAACUAUUUCAGUGCACCUGACUUCUCACGCCUAGAGAGUCCACCGAGCUACGAAUCUUGUCUGGGAGUAAAACAGGAGCACUGUAGCAGACCGCUCACUCAUGGAUCUCGAAGCUCUUCUAUGGGAGAUUGUCAAGCAGCUUGUGAUCGUGUGGACGAAAAUAUAAAUUUCUCUUCUUUUGGCAAUCGAAGGAGCUCGUUACAUACCUCUCACAGCCUUUCGAACAGUUUAGGAGAUAUACACGAGCAACCAUUCGAAGCCAACCCCUGUGAUUCUUAUAGUGUGUCACAGAACCACCAUGCGUCGCCCUGCGUGCACCAUUUGUCUUCUGAUGACCUGAACAAUAUUUCUGGAGAGUCAGAGUUUGAGUUACCAAUGAAGAUGGGCAAUGGAAGGUUGGAGGCCAUCCUCAGUCUGAGACUGGACCACCAUCAACACCACGGUCAUAACGGGAGGUUCCCAAUGUCUGGCACACAGGAUGUGACAACACCCACAGGAUUCAUUGUGUCCAAGAAAAAUAGCCCCAUGUGUGAGAGUGUCACUCCUCUGUCAGGCAGUGGAGCUCAUCUUAGCUGGUCUCUGGACAGUGGGUCUGCAGCUAAUAUCGCAGGGGAGGCUGAGAUCCUCUCUCCAGGUACAGGUGUGGCCAACAAUGGAGAGGGCCUCGAGGCCAUAGAGGAGGAGGAGUUCUCCAUUGCCAGGGUUAUCAACCAACACGUCAGUUUAGGGGAUGUUGAUGAUCACACAGCCCUGUUGCCUGGUGACCUGGUUCUCUCUCCGUCUGGCUCCUCCAUCGGCAGCAAUGGCUCUGGGGACAAAGGAAAACCUCGACCAAAGAUUGUCAAGAGGGACAGCUCUGAUAAGAAGAAUCCUCGAGGGCGGCCCAGACUAACUGAAGAAGAGAAACAGCGGAGGAAGGAGCUACGAGAACUUGGGCUCAUGAAACGCAGCAAAAGACGGACUAAAGAAGAGGUGGAGCAGUCUCGUGCUGAGAGGAUCCUCACUCCCGUCAAGAGAGGCCGUAAACCUGGCUCAGGCAAGAAAAACAUUGUCAAGGCCAUCACCGGCAAACCAGUGUUUGUGAAUGUGGACAUGAGAAAGUACCCGAAUGGGACCAUCCUACUGCAGAAUGGAUUCUGUCGUGCUUUCGCCGGAGUGUCCAAAUGCCUUGACUGUGGUAACUCAGAGGGGGAACUCCCGCUCUCUCGCUACUGCAGGUUCCUCGAGUUCAGAAAAUUGUUAAUUGCUGAUAACAGUCAGCCUCUGGUCACUGUGAAGGGGUUUGCCGACUACACUGAUGUCAAUGCAGAGGACCUCGUCCCAUGGACUCCAUUGAAAGCAGGUUUCUCCAGCAUGGAUGAAGCAACGGCUCUCUUCCUGUUACGUUCUAUCACCGAGCACUUUAUCUCUAUAGCCACAGAGCAAGCUAGAUCCAUACCAGACAUGGAAGGCACGCUGAUCCCUGUGUGGAGGAGACCUGUACGGGGGAUACGAGAGUUGUGUGACACGUGUGCCACCUCCCUAUUCAACUUCCACUGGGUGUGUCCACACUGUGGGUUCUGUAUAUGUCCACCCUGCUACCAGUUAGCUAUGGAGCCAGGAGAAGCUGGCUCCCAGUGCUGGCCAAACUGUGUAGCAACUGCAGCUGCUCAUAAUGAGAGAGGACUCAUCCUGGCACAGAUCAUACCAGCAAAUGUUCUGGCUGAAGUUUUAGUGCAAGCGCUUUGGUUGUGUGAUUCGCAAAAUGUACAGGUUAAAACUUCCCCUCUUCUACUAAAGUUAGUCAACAGUUUGGCUGCACAGGAACCACAGUCCAAGUUCAAGAACGAGUCUAACAAGAAGUCAAAGAUUCCCUCUCUCCACCUCAAGUCCACAUUGCUAAAGCUACCUCCACAGCUUGUCUCCAGUGACCCCACCUCCUCUGAUCUCUCCAACAGCUUCACACACUCCCGCUCCCUCCCCUACCCACACAAUCUCCACAUACCCCACCACCCUCACAUAGUGACAGCCACCCACACUUGGCUAUGUAAUGGUCGUCUCCUUUGUUUACAAGACCCCACCCAUCCGGACAACUUGAUUGCAUUUCAAGAGGCCUGGAGUGAAGGACAGGUGGUGAUGGUGUCUGGAGUGGACGCCACAUUGUCUCAAGAUCUCUGGACUCCACAAUCUUUUGAGAGAGACUUCGGCGAGGAGUUAGCUGACCUUGUGGACUGUAGGAAUGGCCUGUUGUUGCAGCAACUGCCCAGUAGAGUGUUCUGGUCAGGCUUCUCCAAAGCAAGCUUGAGACUGGUUGACCCUGUCAGUAACGAGGCACGGCUACUCAAACUCAAAGACUGGCCGACAUGUGAUGACUUUGGAGAGAAGCUACCCAACAGAUACCAAGACUUGAUGAAUGCCCUACCACUUCAGGAGUACACCAGGAGAGAAGGAAAGUUCAACAUGGCUUCCAGUCUGCCCAGUUUCUUUGUGAAGCCUGACCUGGGGCCCAAGUUGUACUGUGCUUAUGGUUCUGCAGUGAAUGCUACUCUUGGUACUACCAACCUCCACCUAGACAUUGCAUCAGCAGUUAAUGUGAUGGUGUACAGCAGUGUGCCGUCAUCACUGGAGAACCAAACAAGGAAGUUGGUGUCUGAUGUGAUGGCCAAUGAGUGCUGUCCCGAGACUGCCAAGAGACUCAGCGAGACUGGAGCAGAAGUGGGUGCUAUCUGGCAUAUCUACCAUGCAGCUGAAGCUGACAAACUGCGGACCUUCCUCAGAAAGGUCAACGAGGAGAGAGGUGUGCAUGUACCGCCCAACACUGACCCCAUUCACGACCAACUCAUGUACUUGGACUCUGACCUCCGAGAGCGGCUGUAUCGAGAGCAUGGUGUGAGAGGCUGGUCGAUUGCCCAGUGUCCAGGGGACGCUAUUUUCAUACCGGCCGGAGCUCCUCAUCAAGUUCGAAAUCUAAGGGACUGUAUAAAGGUUGCGCUUGACUUUGUUUCUCCUGAGCAAAUUGGCGAGUGUCUCACGUUGACUGAAGAAUUUAGACAACUCUCAGAGAAGCAUGUCAACAGAGAAGACAAGCUACAGACUCGAAACAUCAUCUAUCACUCUAUGAAGGACGUGGUGGGUACACUGAAAUCAUACGCCAAGUGACAAACACAUCUCGAACAGCUCAUGUUUUAAUCUCCUUUUUGUUUUUGUGUGUGCAUGAUUUAUGGUUACUAAUAAUUAUUUUCUAUAACUCUUGAAAACUACCCUCGAAAUACACCAAA
Halichondria panicea is the source of this 5211-nucleotide messenger RNA. Its product is annotated as lysine-specific demethylase 3B-like. The transcript has 31 exons. Gene Ontology annotation, biological process: regulation of transcription by RNA polymerase II. Gene Ontology annotation, molecular function: transcription coregulator activity; chromatin DNA binding; histone H3K9 demethylase activity. Gene Ontology annotation, cellular component: histone deacetylase complex; chromatin. The record is from RefSeq and is a predicted model, not a curated record. Lineage: Eukaryota; Metazoa; Porifera; Demospongiae; Suberitida; Halichondriidae. Bases 167 to 5092 code for a protein of 1641 amino acids.